Molecule: messenger RNA, 4497 nt
Organism: Mercenaria mercenaria
Lineage: Eukaryota; Metazoa; Mollusca; Bivalvia; Venerida; Veneridae
Exons: 2
Coding region: 858-2168 (436 amino acids)
Source: RefSeq, a predicted model, not a curated record
CUUCGAUGAAUCGUCAGCUAACAAACGCCGCCAACAUUCAUUUGAUGCAUGUGGCGAUUGCAAAAAAUGUGUUUAGGUUUAUCUAUAAUUCAUAAAUGUUGUAUUUAGGAGAGAAUGUUUAUAUUAUACGUGUACAUGUAAUUGACCAUAGAACUUGAAGUACUGGUAAACUGGCAGUGUCUUAGUAGUGAUUAUGAUUACAAGAAACAUCUGGAUUGGAGGAUUCCUGGUGUUAGUGCUGGCUGCAGUGUUUCCUUUUUUCCACAGUCUAGACCUACAGACACUUUAUAAACAAAAGUGCCAAAUGACAUGUGUAGAAUAUGAUGUGGAUAAACUCAGAACUGAUUUCUGGGAUUUGCUGUUUCUGCGAUUUCAGUUUUGCAGCCUGGGUAAUGUUCCCAAUUGUAGUAAUCCGUACAGGCUUAAAAUGGACAAGCUGGGACAAAGGUGUGCCGUGUUUAUGAAAAACGCUAAAAAUGUUAAAGAGCAUUUUGAAAUGACAUUUCUCCCCAGAGAAAGAUAUUCAGACACCUAGAGACUGGAAAAAUGAGAAAGAUUUCUAUGUAGUAAGUGAAGUUAUAGAAUUGCGUUUAAACAGGGAAAGAUUGCCUAAAAGAUACCUGUUUGAGCAUAGAUCUACAAGAUUCCUGUACUACAACUUCCUUAACUUUAAUUUACGAGGACAUUUUACAGACAAAUAUACAUACAUUUACACGAAAUCUGAAUUGCCAAAGGAAUUUGAAGAAGAGCUCAAGAACAUUAUAAUUUUAACUGUAAUUGCAAGGAAUAAUGUAACAGAGCAACAAAAAAAUAACAAGAGUAUAAAUGGUAUAAAUGUAACAAACCGAAAGCCCUACAUGGUAAGCAUUGGAACAAAUGUUUUUGACCAGAAAAGUGUGAUUUUGACUAAAGGAAGUAAGUACUAUUCAUGGUUUUCAACAGUUGUUUGUAUGUGGUCAUUACUGAUUAUUUUGUAUUUUGUUUGGAAAAUUCUCACAUCCUUACAUGGUUGUACAGAUGAAUUUGCAGAUAGAAGAGCACGCUCUUCUGGUAGUCGCCAGGAAUGCCAUGUUCUUACAAGACCAGAUCUUAUACCUGUUGGUACAGGAGACUUGAAUCUUUUCAGGUCAUAUUUCUUCUCGACUCUUUUUGAAGGAAAAGGUGUCUGCAGCUCAGUAGUUUUCAUUUUAUCUUGUAUAGUCUGGCUUUCGUCAAUUAUAGCAUUUUUUGAGUUAAUACCUGAACUUAUUGCUAUAAAUAAGAAAGUCUGUAUUUUGAUGUUUAUUAUUUGUAGCAUUUAUUCAGUAUCCGUCAUUCCAGUAGUUGUUAUAUUUGUUUUAUGUUUUUCUCUGAUUAUGUUUUCCCCAAAUGUGCUUAUUUCAUGGGAUGUAUUUGAUGUUUUUAGAAAUUAUGAGAUUUUUUAUAUGUUAACAAAUUAUGAAUUGUCAAACAGCCACCUUUACGAUUUUGUUCUCUUAAUCUCUUGUUGGGUCAUGUUGAUAGUUUUAUUUUCUUAUGAUAAAUGGUUCCUUCAUUUAAUGUUGAACGGAGAUCUGAUUCACAAACUUCUUUGGCUGACAUGGCCAGUGCAGUUUAUUGUUUUUUUGACAAAGUUAGUUAAAAGGUUUUAUUCUUUAUCAGAUACUUCAUUACACAUGAUCUGGCUUGGUAUAGUUUCAGCUUUGUUUUACUUAGGUAUAUUUGUAGUGCCACAAAAUGUUGGUGACAGAACUUUCUCCUAUGAUCCUAAAUAUCUCCAUGUACUGAGCUACUGGCUGUUUUUUCCAAUUUAUUUCAUUUUUAGAACAUUUUGUAUCGCUUACACAAAAACUAUUUCUCUGGCAGUAGAGGCAGUAUUUACGACUUUUUUUAUAGCUUAUCUUUGUAACUUUCUCCUUCCUUGGCUGUAUCCUUCUCUGAAGUUAUUGAAAGAGAAGGAUCUGUUUUUGUAUGCAAUUCUUACAUUAACUUUAGUAACACAUCUUCUCAAGAUAUAUAGGGAAUGGUAUGAUAAGUAUGACACAUUUUUGAAAGCUGUGGUAUCUUAUGUUAGAAACAAAUAUAAAUGCACAGAAAAUCAGACAGAGUUGGAGAGGAAGGAAGAUAGUAUUUCACUUGUUUAUAACCAUACUGAUGACAGUGCAUGCCAAGAUCUCGAAGAAAAUUGAGGGCAUGUCCAUGACGAUAAGUAUAAAAUCAAAGGAUUGUUGAUAUUAAUCAAAAAUAGCAAUAUGUACGUCCCUUCUGAUUUCUUUUUUGAAGUUAUCAAAAUACCAGGAGCACCAGGAGCAAUCAAAUGGGUGGUAGCCAAGGAACUUGUGACAUUAGUACUUCUGUGUCUGUUCCCGGCAGUAUUUAUAUACUGGCUUUGCCAUGUUAUAUAUCUGGCCGAUUUUGAGAACUACAAUCUAGUAAUCACAGCUGUACUUGGUGCUUCGUUUGUCAACCAGUACAAAGAACUUUUUCUGUACAGAAAGGCAUCAGUGUUUGAUGUGAAUGAUAAUAUUGCACUCCAGAGACAAAUAGACAUAUUUUUGGGGUCUUACAAUAGCUGGUGUUUUGUUAAACAACCAUAGGCAGGGGCGUAGCUUAAUUAAAUUUGUGAAUGUGUAAGCAAAUAGAUGGGCCCUUGAAAAAAUGUUGUUGUUUUUUUUCAAUAUACUUUGUAUUGAAAAAUAGUUAUAUAUAUAAUGGUUUCCUAUUGAAAACAAUGCCACACUAAAGUGAUAUCACACUUAUUGUUAAACCAUAUUAUAACCAUUAUAUUUUAACAUGAAAUUCAAUUUUAAAUGCCCAUUUUGGAAAAAAAAAUGGACAUAUUAUGAAAUGGCAUUGUCUGUCCAACAACAUUUUCUGAUUUCAGACUCUGAAGUCAGAAGUAUAUUAGAUACAGCUUUCAUAUUUUACAGGACGACUAAGCACCACCUGAGGAUGAUCUGAAUUAUUUUAAGGGUCAAUAGGUCAAAGGUCAAGAUCGCUGGGGGAGACAUAUUGCUUUUGCCCUGUCUGUCUGUCACACUUCAUUUCUGAUCAAUAACUGGAGAACCAAUUGACCUAGAACCUUGAACUUCAUAGGAUGAUCGGGCUUAUGGAGUAGACAACCCCUUUUGUUUUGGGGUUCAUUCCAUGAAAGGUCAAGGUCACAGGAGCACGGAAAACUGUUUCUGAUCAAUAACCCGAGAACUAAUUGACCCAGAAUGUUGAAACAUUGUUACUGUAGGAUGAUUGGACAUGCUGAGUAGAUGAUCCCUAUUGCAUUUCAGUCACUAAGCCAACCAUCAGUGUCUUUUUGAUUUUCGAUUUUCUCUCCUGUCCACUUCUUGCCUAUUACUACUAUGCUUUGGGAGAGACGUGCUUUUCUACAAAAGCAUUUUCUAGAUAAUAGUUUUUACGCUUUAAUUUGGUACUUUAUGUAAACAACCUUUCCAUGGCUCGUCAUGAAACUUUACACGAAUGUAGAUGUUUGAAAGAUAAUGGUGCAUGUGCAACUUUUGUCAAAAUCACUUCAGUAAUUGCAGAGUUAUUGCCCGUCAAUUGUUUUCAUUUUCAUGAAUUCCCACAUAAAGUUCAUAAAAUUUAAAACAAAUAUAGGUCUCAGUAGGGUGGUGGUGUUUGCACAUCUUUCAUCAGGAUCUCUUUAGUAAGUGCAGAGUUAUUGCCCUUUUAUUGUUUUAAAAUUCAUAAAUAUAUCUGGAAAUUAAAAUAUCUUUCAAAAUAUAGUCCCUUCAUUCACAAAACAACAUGUUGGCGGGGAAUAUAAAUUCACUAAAAUUCCUUGUAUUGUGUUAACGUUGUUGCUCUGCCCCCGAAGGCAGGCAUAUUAAAACCGCACUGUCCGUAUGUGUGUGCAUCCGUGUAAAUUCUUUUCUGGCAGUAACUCUGCCAUCCAUAAAGGGAUUUUGAAAUAACUUGACAUAAAUGUUCACCAUAAUAAGACGACAUAUCAUGUAUAUGACCCAGACCCCAAGCGCCAAGAUCAAGAUCAGAAGUCAAAGGUUAAUAGGCUCUGUUUAUUGUCCAGUUCAUAACUCUGUCAUUCAUCAAGGGAUUUUGAAAUUACUUGGCAUUAUGUUCCCCAUAAUAAGAUGAUGUGUUGUACACAAGUUCCAGACUCUUAAGGUCAAGGUCACCCUUAAAGGUAAAAGGUUAACCUGGUCUGUUUCUUGUCCUGUCCAUAACUGGACUAUCAAUGAAGGGAUUUUAAAAUUUAUACUGGGCAUAAAUGCUCCAGGACAUUUGUCACUAAUAGUGACAGCUCUUGUUGAUUUAUUUUUUUGUAAAAACAUUUUGUACCUGAUUAUUUUGUCAUUUUAUUUUUAUACUCACUUUUUACCAUUUAAUAUGCCAACAUUUAUCAGUAUUUCGCAUUAUAACUCUGGGAAAAGGAAGAUUUCACUGCAGCUCAAGUUCAUUGGAUUUAUCUCAACUUACAAAUCAAAAAACAUUUUUUAGUACACCUUAAAAUUAGCAAAACCUGGUGGGCUAUUUUGAUACUCA